UCAUUCUUGAGGCUCAUAAUCCCUUCUGACACUGAAGUACUUAUCACGAUUUUCUUCCAAAAACAUAACAAAUUCAGCAGUCAUGACUUUCAGGGUCACCAAAGGUUCUGAAUCUUGAGGCAGAUUGCUGAAUUUCUCAGCCAAACAUUUGAAUAGCCUUAGCAGGUGCGGAAGGCCAAAAACUGAGGAGUGUCGCACUGGGACAGUGUUGUCUGGCAAUAUGGCCGAACCUAAAUGUGGUUGCCCAUUGCUUCCAUUGGCGUCGUUCAAAUUUAAAAGACGUUGCCGUAGCAAUUCUGACUGAUACUGAUCACGUUCGGGCGGGUAUAGUAGCAGCUUUCCGAGCAUCAUGUUGAAAUAAUCGGUUAUCAUUUGGCAUGAUUGGAGAAGGCAAUUCAAAUGGGAGCAGCUAAUUUCGUCGCCGUAAGAAACGGUCACCAUGUUUACUCCCCACGCGAUUUCGAUGUCAUAGGUGUUCAGGAACUCAACAAGUAGCAAGUCAACAGGAUAAGCGGCAGGCAACUUUGUCAACAGACGCCGAUGAAUGACUGCAUCGUGAUCUUUUUCGAGAAUCUCAUUCAGUGAUUUUGGCAGACAACCAUAGUAAUGUUUUAUGGAGUUCACAUCAAGGAUUGGCUCAUGCUUCACCACUUUGCUUCGACGCGAUGUUAUCGGCGGACUGAGUGGUGAGGGAUUGGAAACUUCAGGAGCUUCCUUCAGCUUCGAUCUACGUCUUUUCUCUAA
This is a messenger RNA of Haemonchus placei, 744 nucleotides long. Lineage: Eukaryota; Metazoa; Nematoda; Chromadorea; Rhabditida; Trichostrongylidae. The record is from the annotation of a GenBank genome assembly.